AUGUGUGAAUCCAAAAGCUUGACUCAAUGGCUUCUCCAAGUUGUGGCUCUAUUAGGCCUCAUGGCCUUCUUUCUAUGGCUUGGCUUGCAUCCCAGAUCCCCAACCUACACCAUUGUGGGAUUCUCCGUUCCGGUCUCCAACAAUGGCAGUAACACUGCUACGGUUGGCAAAGGCAAUGACCGGAAUAGAACUCUCACAUUCUACCUGGAGAUUGAAAAUCCCAACAAAGACUCUAGUGUCUACUACGAUGACAUAUUGUUGAAAUUUUAUUAUAAUCGAGUUACUGUGGGGAAGAAAGCACUGCCUUCUUUUCGUCAGGGACAAGAUAAGACCAGUCAAUUUAUAGACAGAGUGGAUGCCAAUGCAAUCGUAUGGAAAAAACUUCGCAAUGCAAUAGCAAAUAAAACUGCAGAAGUGAAGGUGGAUUUAGUAACCAAGUUUCGGUAUAAAAUGUGGGGUCGUAUGAGUAAGCAUCACGGGAUGAACUUGCAGGGUCGUGUACCCAUUGGAUCAGACGGAAACAUUUCUGGUAAGAAGAAGAUUAAGCUAAAACGAGAUUCCAAGAAAUGA
This is a messenger RNA of Cornus florida, 570 nucleotides long. RefSeq names its product protein NDR1-like. The transcript has a single exon. Gene Ontology annotation, biological process: defense response to other organism. The record is from RefSeq and is a predicted model, not a curated record. The coding region runs from base 1 to 570 and encodes 189 amino acids. NCBI's taxonomy places the organism in Eukaryota, Viridiplantae, Streptophyta, Magnoliopsida, Cornales, Cornaceae.